ACUCUUUUUUCUGCGCGCGGGCAGACUCCACCCCCGACCGAUAGAACGGAAUCCGAACUGAACCCCUCUCAGCCAUAGAUUCUUCAGCUGAUUGCAGCUUGCUUCCGCCCCCACAACGGACACGACGCAAAUUCCGAUCGUGGCCGCAAUGUCAGAUCGGCACUUCGACGGGCGGAAGGCGCGGCUCCUCGCCGAUAUCGAGUCGCCAACCCCGGACUUAUCGCCAAAGGGCAGCAUCGACGUUCAGAUCGUGCCGCUGGUCUCACGGCUUAACUUGCAUGCAGACGUUGUCACCACCAGCUCAUGUAGCGGGCGCGUCAGCGUCUUCCUCGAGGGUGGUGACUCCGCAUCCCGAGUUAGCGGAAAGGGCGAGGGCGGAAGAUGGCUGUACGUCUCUCACGACCCGGUAGAUAUCGCCGGUCGAACCGAUUCGGAGUUGGCGGAUAUGAUGGUGGGCCCCGCGGGUGCUCGGAACGGCUCGCUCGUGCCGACUGCGGGAACCCGGUUUGUGCACUUUAAGUUCGAGACCAUGAUCCUGCACAUCUUGACCCGCGACCGCGAUACCGCCCAAGCCAUCUUAUCGACUGCGCUUGCCACUGGCUUCCGGGAAAGCGGCAUCAUGAACUCCUCGGGGUCUCCCAUGGUUGCCAUUCGCAGCAACGGCCUUGCCUUGGACUGCAUAGUCGCGGUGCUGGAUGCGGACGGUAAAGUGCAGAAGCUCGUCAGCGACGAGUACAUCGCUAUGUUGGUGCGGAUUGGUAACUUGAGAUUUGAGGAGAACGAUCACCGCAUUUCGAAGUUGACAAGGAAUCUGGAGGAUGCAUUGUUUAAAUCAAAAGAUGAGGGCGAAGGCACAGGUAAAGAGAAGACGUGGGAGGACAAGGAGGUGAGGAAGGCACGGAAGAAGGAAGAGGGAUUGAAGAGGCAGGAAGAAGCUCGAGUGGAGCAUGCGGUACUGGACGAGAGCGAUUUGCGUGGCAAGGUAGAUGGGGACGAAGAUGAACCGGUACUGAGCCGGUGGAUGGAGGCGGGGGUAGAAUAGAGAGGCGCGGUCCGUGCACGCAUAUUCUGUGAUCCAGACCGCUCGUCGUUCGUUGCCAUAAUACGGUCGGCUGUUCACGGGGGCUUGCCGGGAGAUGUAUAUCUGCUGCCCCUCCAUUCCUCCCGCGAGAUCAUGCAGAAUGUUGUCAUACUGUUUAGCGCGUUCGUAUCGCACAUACAUGAUAAAGCACUCGGCCGCUUUGUCCCGAUGAGAUAGAAUAAAGCUUCUGCGGGUAUUAGUAGCGAGAGAAAUCGAAUGAGGUG
Tricharina praecox is the source of this 1305-nucleotide messenger RNA. Its product is annotated as tRNA wybutosine-synthesizing protein 3. The transcript is spliced from 2 exons. Gene Ontology annotation, cellular component: cytoplasm. NCBI's taxonomy places the organism in Eukaryota, Fungi, Ascomycota, Pezizomycetes, Pezizales, Pyronemataceae. The coding region runs from base 149 to 1042 and encodes 297 amino acids. Gene Ontology annotation, molecular function: tRNA methyltransferase activity. The record is from RefSeq and is a predicted model, not a curated record. Gene Ontology annotation, biological process: tRNA methylation.